AUGUGGCCUUCCCUGGUAACUGCGGUUGUCGUCGCAGCAGCGGCAUUCCAGCCACUGACCUCAGCCUCUCCUUUGAAUAAUGAUGCUAUUCUCCGCCGCGAUACUUAUCAACCCAAGACGGUGAACGUCACUAUGAAGGGCUUGUACAAGUACAGCUUGCUUCAGGAAGUUCAUAACCCGAACAACACCGAUGCAUCCUUUGAAAGGACGAUCGACACCUCCUACGAGAUUACCCGGUCUACUUUCUUGGAGCACACAUCCUCUGAGACCAAAACAGAAUCCCACACUACAAAUGUUGGGUUUGAGGCAGGCGCAUCGUACGGGAUCGUUGAAGCCAAGGUCAGCGCGAGCAGCGAAACUUCUUCCCAGUUGGAAACUGCGUUUUCCAGCUUGCAACGCAUCUCGACCGAGGAAACUAUCAAGGAAACAAAGUCGACCAAGCAAUCUUUUACCAUCGGCAAGGGCGAUACGUAUACAAUUUAUGAACGGAUCUUCACUGCCCCUGGAAUCAAUGUCCACACCAAUGCUGUUGUCGCCGGUCCCAACAAGCCAAAAGAGACCGAGAUCGAAUACACUGUGACUCUACAGGAAAACCGCUUCCUCAAAGAUAUCAAGGUCCAAUAUGGAGAUAACGAAUUUUCCGAACCCCAGGAUGCAAUCAAACUGGUUGGAAAUGCCAAGGCCGAUGUCAACAAAGGCUUUGGUGGAAAAUAUGUCUGGCUGGUACCUGUCUGGACUAACAAGGUCUCGGAAGCCUGCUCCAACGUCGGGAUCGUUAUUCAAAAGGAUGUUGUGGAGGGCCACGAUGAUCUUGCUGCCGGUGCCGGUGGGAAAUUCCGAUUCCUGUUCCCUCAGGUGCAGGACAACAACUCCAACAAGAUCACCGACAUUCAGCUCUAUCGCUCAUCAGAUGGGUUGACGGCCGAUGCGCUUUCCAAAAUGGGCUUCCAGGGAAUGUCGGAUGAUAUCAACAAAGGCCGGAAGGGUGAUUAUCUUUACCUCUUGUGGAAGACGGUUGAUGUUGAUCAUACUACUGUUCGCCUUUGA
Messenger RNA from Aspergillus tanneri, 1047 nucleotides. RefSeq lists its product as uncharacterized. Bases 1 to 1047 code for a protein of 348 amino acids. The record is from RefSeq and is a predicted model, not a curated record. Lineage: Eukaryota; Fungi; Ascomycota; Eurotiomycetes; Eurotiales; Aspergillaceae. The transcript is spliced from 4 exons.